CGACGCUUACUGGGCAUGCGUACACAGAUCAACCCGGAAGUGUAUCUAGUAAACAAUCCGCCGGACCACGAAACCUCACAGAUCAGAGUCCAGCUGCUUUCACCAUCAGUCCUCCCGGUUUACCGUCAGUCCGCCGCACCUACCGCCUCCGUAAUGUCCAAAAUCGAGAUGCUGAGGCUGCUCAUCAACCAGCGGCUCACGGCGGCCGCGGAGGAGAUUUUCGAGGUGUUCGGGAGGACCAUAGCGGAAUACGAGGAGGAGAUCUCCCGCUCCAGGCUGGAGAUCGACCGCCAGCGCCGACUGCUGGACCUAUCGAGGCAGCCGCGGAUCUCCCUGCAGGUCGACGGCUCAGCGAUCUCCGAGCAGCAGGACUGGAGCUCCAGCGUGGAAAUUAACGACGAGCAUUCGGCUCUCAUCAAAGAGGAGGACGACGAGGAUGUGUGGUCGGAUCAGCAGGAGGACACGCCCCAGACGUCGGAGCACAAUGACGUCAACUUCGUGUUGUUCCAGGGCGGCGGAGGCAGACAGCGGCAGGACAACGGCCACCGGAUAUCCUCGCCCCCGAAGUUCCCGAGUCAGGACCUGGAGGACUUGGAGCUGGACCCCCAGCCAGGCACCUCGGUCCAGCAGAGCUGCUCCGACCUCAACGAAGACGAACCGGAAGAGUCGGAUCUGGCUGCAGGUAAUGGCGACUGUGUCGAACUGGAGGUGCCGCUGCCCGAGGUGGUGGACUCGUACAUUUGCACCAUUUGCGGUCGGGCGUUCGCUCAGCGUGGUCACUGGGCCAAACACGUGCAGGUUCACCGCAAACUCGAGACCAAAGUGGACAAGUCAUACACGUGCGACAUUUGCGGGAAAAGGCUGACGCGGUUCGACGGUUACCAGAAACACCUGAGGAUCCACACGGGUGAGAAGCCGUACAGUUGUGAUGAGUGCGGCCGCAGGUUCAGCGACAACUCUAACUACAAACGACACAUUCGCACACACAAAGUGCAAAAAGCACAACAGAGCUGAGGACGGACUCACACUGACGUCUCACUGAGCACCAAAAAACAGCCAAGACGAGGCUAAAAAUUCAGAUUUUUAUUACCUUUUUAAGCUAAACCCUUUCCAAAAAGCAGAUUAUGUUAAAACAUUCUACAUCCUGGUUUUUAAAGGAGUCCUGGUUUUACUUAAAGUUUGCUCUACUGUAACACGGACGGAUCAGAAGAGGAAGAAGCAGCCAAACGUUUUGUUCCUCAGCUGCCGCUGAACUCAAAGUUUUAGAGCAUUUUAUCGCCGUGGACCAAUAACUGGAGGCAAAACUUUAGACAUGAGCGGAUUUUUCGUAUUUAUCCAAGGAUCAAGAUGGGAAGAAAGAGACAAAUGCAGUAUUUUUCUAUCUUAUAUAUUUUAACAGACAUUUCUACACUGGAGGAAACAGGAGUUGCAGUUUACGGUUUUACAGUUCGCUGGAAGAUCUUUUUAUUUUCCAUCGAUGGCAGCAAAGCAGUGCGCAAAGCGUUUUGCUAGAUGCAAAAUUUGAAUACUAUGGAAACAUACAAGUUUGGAGUUUGUAUUUGGUAUGUUGGGAACCUUUGAAUCCCAUUCAGGUUGUCGACUCAGAUCAGCAAAUCAAUAUUGCUUUAACAACAGCUGUAUGACAUUUACUAAAGUAAUAAAAUCUCAUUACUUUAAAACUCAACUUCAUGUUUGUCCCAUUGAUUCAACUGAACCAAAUUCAAACAUUUUAUAGCAAAUGUUUAUAUUCUCACAUCUGUACAACAAUCUCACACUGAGACAAAUUUUACUCUAACAGUUUUCUAUGGAUAUUAUAAUGUAUGUUUUAAAUACUGAAGCCUCCGGUGAAGAUGUUAUGUUUCCCCUGAUGAAACAAACUGCAGCUGACAGCUUUGUCGUCAGCUCUUUUGUUUCUGCUGCACAGAAUAUGAUGUCAGCGCUUUAUCCAGUUUGCAGCACCACAGUCAUCAAGGUUGUCCUAAAGUCACCCUUGCUGUUAUUUACAUGGCACAUUUUACAAAGUGGUUUUCAUUGGAUAGAAACAAGAAAAAUGUUACAAAUGGACCUAACAAAAUUAAAUAUUAAAGUUCAGACCCUACAAUAUUAUGCGCAAUCCAGAUUUACCUGAAUGAAUUUUAAGAUUAAGACUCUACAAUAUUUUUUGUACAAAUUUACCUAACUUAAAUAUUAACAUAAUGACCCUACAAUAUUAUGAGUCAUACAGUUGUAUGCACUGUUCCCUCUAAGCUGCGCGCGUGCGCAAUUGCGCACUGCUGACACGGUCUCCGCACAGAAAAUCUGCGCUGCGCACACAAAAAAAAUCCAACCUAAAUUGUAAAUAAAAUAAACAUGUAACAAUUCAUUCUGUGCUAUUUUUCAGUGUGAGUCAGUGAGUGACCGGUGACUGGCUGCUGCAGCCAAUGAUGCGAUUCACAUAUGUAUUUACCAUAGACUGUAUAUAAUGGUAUUUACGCAGCUAAUCAACGUCAGGCGUCCUUAUGUGCAGCCACAGUUGUUCUCAUAGAUAUGAAUGAGUAGAUAGGACACGCCCCUUUGAGCUGCGUGCUAUGGCGAGGCUAAGCUAGUGGGGGAAAAGUUUCAGUGCAUUCCGUUGAUGUAGACGGCGUGAAAACGGAAACAACAAGUAUGCCGGCUCACUGUGCUGCAUAUAGUUACACACUACGUCGUACGAUUGAGACAAGGAAACUUGGAAUGACUUUUCAUAGGUUUCCCAGAGACUAUGGGUUGAGGAGAAAGUGGAAGUUUGUCGGCUUAGACCUGGUGUCAUUCCAUCAGUGUUAAACUUCCCGGCUCAUCUUGGAAGAGUACGUGCCAGAAAGACCACGACCAAGCAGCCUUGAGAUCUUAGGCAGCGUCUCCCUCAGGUCCCUCUCUAUCUCCCCACACAUCCACCAACCACUGGAACACAUCUCCAAAGUUCUGCUGGACCAGCUCAGCUUCCCCUCAGAAGAAGUGCUGCCACCUGCCAGAUGAAGGAGCCUUUUGAGAGGCAGCUGGCAUCGUGAUUGGACUGUACUUUGGUCUGUUCCAGUCCAGCUUCAGCUCCAGAGACGGCAGGCGGGACGAGUCAACGGAGGCCAGGUGGACGAAGGCAUGCAGCUGAGUACAAUCCAGAAAACAACAGAGGAGGAGUGCAGCGACCCAGAGCCAGAACAGAGUAGCAUCGUAUGUCUCUUAGAAAACAUCAUAGUAUAGCCUUUGGGAUGAAAAAACGCCAUCAUAUACAUUGUAUAUUGUACAUAUAACAAGUCAAAGGAAAGAGACAUACAUUGUAGAAUUGUAGUAAUUGUGGGCUGACUGAUUUACUGAUUAUCAGUAUUUUAUUUUUUACUGAUUUAUGGUAAUAAAUACAUUUAAAAAUGGUGCUA
Messenger RNA from Amphiprion ocellaris (clown anemonefish), 3389 nucleotides. Its product is annotated as zinc finger and SCAN domain-containing protein 12-like. Lineage: Eukaryota; Metazoa; Chordata; Actinopteri; Pomacentridae. The coding region runs from base 16 to 1014 and encodes 332 amino acids. The transcript is spliced from 4 exons. Gene Ontology annotation, molecular function: RNA polymerase II cis-regulatory region sequence-specific DNA binding; DNA-binding transcription factor activity, RNA polymerase II-specific. The record is from RefSeq and is a predicted model, not a curated record. Gene Ontology annotation, cellular component: nucleus. Gene Ontology annotation, biological process: regulation of transcription by RNA polymerase II.